Messenger RNA from Purpureocillium lilacinum, 264 nucleotides. The record is from RefSeq and is a predicted model, not a curated record. NCBI's taxonomy places the organism in Eukaryota, Fungi, Ascomycota, Sordariomycetes, Hypocreales, Ophiocordycipitaceae.
AUGGAGCAGCGCAUUCUGCACAACAACGCUGCUGCCCGCGAUCCCUACCACCAUGCCCAGGCUUCUCCAAAGAAGAAGCGUCGUCGUAGCGACAGCCAGCUCGCUCUGCUCCGACGUGGCGAGCAUCGCGAUGAACGUGCCCGGAAACAGGAAUCCCUGACCGACGGCGAAGGGCACAAGCGCGACGAUAGAAAGCGUCGACGGGACAUCGCGGUGCAAGAAGCAGAGACACAACGUGCCGCAGACGUAGCAAGUGACGCCUGA